CGUAGUUCCUGGGUAAAAAUGGCGACGGCUCAAGAUGUUCACGUCAAGAUCUGUGCGCAGGAAAUUAUUAAAUAUGAUCUGCAGAUUAAAGCACUGGUGCAGGAUAUCAGAGAUAGCCCCGGACCCUUGAGUCUUCUCACAGAAUUAAAUGCCAAGGUGAAAGAAAUGUUUCACCAACUCAGACUUCGAAUACAGGAUUUGGAACAGAUGGCUAAGGAACAAGACAAAGAAUCUGAUAAACAGAUGUUGCUUGCUGAAGUGGAGAGUCAUCACAAACAGAUGUUAAGCAACCAAACUGCUUGGCGAAAAGCAAACCUGGCCUGCAAGUUCGCCAUAGACAAUAAAGAGAAAGAAGAAUUGUUUCAAAGUGGAGAUUCUUCAGUUCGACAACGAAAGAUGACAAAGGAAGGCUUAGUACAGACAGCAAGCAGCAUUACCGAGAGCUUGAUGACAAUCAGCAGGAUGAUGUCACAACAAGUACAGCAGAGUGAAGAAUCAGUGCAGACACUGGCAACUUCCUCAAGAACUGUGCAAGAUACAAAUGAAGAAUUUAAAAACAUGACAGGCACAAUUCAACUGGGUCGCAAGCUGAUCACAAAAUACAAUCGCAGAGAGUUGACCGACAAACUGCUGAUCUUCCUCGCACUGGCUUUGUUUUUGGCGACUGUUGUAUACAUUUUAAAGAAACGCCUUUUUCCUUUUUUAUAACUGGAACAAAAAGGCAGAAGUCAAAUGGACAUUGAAACUGAGCAUUUUGUAAAUUUAUCGAGGUAUUAAGGAAGAUAAAAAGUACAAGUACUGUAUUGGCAUUGGAAUUGACAUGGAAGCAGAUUAAAGGACCUUUCUAAAUUAUGCUUUAAAAUAUUGACCAAAAUUGGAGGUUAAAUAGACAUUACAAAGUUAAGCAUUGUUUCCAAGAUUUAAUUGUUAUUUGCCUCUGUGCAUUAUGCUCUGCUUCUUAAGUUUAGAUCCUUUGACUCUGGUUGAACUGAGUUUUGGAUUGUUACAUACGAUAUAUUGUACUUCUGACCGAGCUUGGUUAUCCAGAGCCCUGUGCUUUUCAUGUCUUUACUUGGGCAACGCUGUCUAACGGAACAUAUGGUACUAUUUAUAUUGUGGCAAUGAUGUAAAGAUUAACAUUUGUAAAAACAAUCGUUUUGUCAAUAUGUAAUCCAAAGUGUAUGUAUAUAAUUAUGGCAGUUACUUUUGCUUGAAUUCCAAAAAAAAAACAUACUCCGCACUUAUUCAUUGAAAUAUUACCCCAGGGCUACUCAUUUAUGCUUCUUUAUAAACAGAAUGCAUCAUUCAACAAUAUAUCAUCCAUGCAAAGAAACACUAAUGGUUCCUGAUGGGAGCAAUUAUUUGCCUUCAUUAUGGUUCAUAUAUUAAUAUACCCUAUAAAUAUUUUCAAUAGUUAACACUUACUACAAAUCUUUGGAUCUGAUUGAAUUAUCAUUAAUUAAAAAAUGUAGUUACUGUCAUUGUGAAUGUUUGCACAUUGAAAUAUUUGAUAAGUAUUUCUUUGAAUAUAUUUAAAUUUGUAGACCUGAUUAAUUUUAUUUUGCCUGUACAUAUGGGACCUGUUGGCUAGUUCAUAAAAACUUUAGAGUAUCUAGUUCAAAAAUUAUUAUUUCAGCUUGUUAAAAUAAAGCUUUAAAAAAUUAUCUGCUCUGCAUUUAAUAUCUUGGUGAGUGAAAACAAUUUAUAAUUUGACCCCCGGCAGCUGGGCAAUUUUGCCUUUUUCAUUUAGGUUUUUGCUUCUCUCAUAUCCUUGGAUCUACAUAUAAUCGGAUUAUCCAAGCUCAAAAUUGUCAUUUUUCAAUACAAGUCCAAAUGAAACCUAAGCACUGCCCCCAGCAAUAACCACUCACCUACUUCUACUCAUUUUAAUGGUACUGUGCUCAUCAAGUGACACGAGUUGUUUGAGUGGGUGAACUGCAUGGUUCAGAAUUUUGGCAUUUAAGCUGUCUGAGCUUCAUCCUGUUAGUCUGGAAAUUAUGAACUUUAACAUGUCCCCUCUAUUAAUCAUUCAUGUAAUUGGGAAAUGUAAUGCAACACAAGGGAGAUAAUUCAGCUCAAUAUGUCUGUGUCAACCCUUUGAAGAAAAAAUCCGAUUAGUCUCCUCUCACCCGCGAUUUUUUUUGUAUAGUCCUGCAGUUUUUAUUUUCACUAUUUAUCUUCUUCACCGUUUCAGUCAAAAUAUUAUAAAUACUGUGAUAUUUAAAAAUACAUUCACCACACCUUGCUUCUAGCUUUUUGACAAAUACAAUAAUUUUGUGCCUGUUGUUUUCUGGUUCUUUUGUGACAAAACCUUUCAUAGUGUAAAUAAAUUAAUCUAUUAACAUCAACACACACAAAAUGCUGGUGGAACACAGCAGGCCAGGCAGCACCAAUAGGGAGAAGCGCUGUCGACAUUUCGGGCCGAGACCCUUCAUCAGGACUAACUGAAAGGAAAGAUAGUAAGAGAUUUGAAAGUAGUGGGGGGAGGGAGAAAUGCAAAAUGAUAGGAGAAGACCGGAGGGGGUGGGAUGAAGCUAAGAGCUGGAAAGGUGAUUGGUGAAAGUGAUACAGAGCUGGAGAAGGGAAAGGAUCAUGGGACAGGAGGCCUUAAGAGAAAGAAAGGGGAGGGGGGAGCACCAGAGGGAGAUGGAGAACAGGCAAACAACUAAAUAUGUCAGGCGUGGGGUAAGAAGGGGAGGAGGGGCAUUAACGGAAGUUAGAGAAGUCAAUGUUCAUGCCAUCAGGUUGGAGGCUACAGCUCUGUACCUGACAUAUUUAGUUGUUUGCCUGCUGUGUUCCAUCAGCAUUUUGUGUGUGUUGUUUGAAUUUCCAGCAUCUGCAGAUUUCCUCGUGUUUAAUCUAUUAACAUUCCAGCUUGAAGAACAACCUUAUCAGUAUUUCUUUACUAAUUGAAAGAGCACCAUUAUUUAAAUUGCUGGAUGAAAUUUGGAAAAGGGCAUCCAAGUUUCAGACAAAAGAAAAAAAUUGUAGAGAAGUAUUAAUUAUUUGUGGCAAUGCACAUAAAUCAGAUUUGUUUUUGGAGAUGGAGAGCUGUGUAAACUAAACCACUGGUUAACACUUAAUCCUGCAAUUAAAUUAUAUCAGUAGAGUGUUUGGGCUUGGUAACUUGUUUUUCUUUCAAUACACAUUCCUUGGUCAUUCCUCCAGUCCAGAGAGGUCUGUUGCAAAAACAUAAUAUCUUGGGUGUAGACUUGAGUGGGCAAAUGGUAAACCCUGGGCGUGGCCAAGAAAAACAUACAGUACUCUGCAAAAGUCUUAGGCACAUAUGUAUGGCUAAGGUACCUAAGACUUUUGCACAGUACUGUAGUAAGUUUAUGUGUUCUACUGCUGCAGCAACAAACAACAAAUUUCAUGACAUACCUGAGUGAUGAUGAACCUGAUUCUGAUAUGGGUCUCUUGUGGACUAAGGGGCAGGGAAUUGUGGUUAGGGAGAGGAGAGGAAAUGGGAAGCACCAGAGAGACAUUCUGCAGUGAUCAAUAAACCAGUUCUUUGGAAUCAAAUGACCUUGCCUGGUGUCUCAGGGCUGGGUGUCUGUCCCCGCACUCCUCUCCCACCCCUAGGGAAGCUGUUUUUUUCAGAACUCGCUACAACUUAGACACAGUCUGUACGCUGGUCUUUAUAUUGGCAUGUACUGUAUCACCCAUGGCUGCGGUGAAUUUGCAUCACUGCUCUAUGAGGUGCCAUUGCAUCUCCACGAGUAAAUCAUCUCAUCACAGUCUCCUUGCUUUGGCAGUUCUCAGUUCACAGCAUUGCGGCGACAUCCAGCAGAAGGUGAGAAGUUUAAGGGGAACACGAGGGGAACUUCUUCACUCAGAGGGUCAUGAGAGUGUGGAAUGGGCUGCCAGCACAAGUGUGCAUGUGAACUCGAUUUCAACACUUGAGAGAAGGUACAUUGAUGGUAGGGCUUUGGUCCCAGUGCAGGUUGAUGGGAGUAGGCGGUUUAAAUGUUUUUGGCAUGAGCAAGAUGGGCGGAAAGGCCUUUUUCUGUUUUGUACUUCUCUAUGAUUCUAAACAUUUUAGGACUGAAAACUGCAGUAUUCAACAUUGUUAGCAGGUGUGGUAAUUUAAAUUGAAUUCUUUGUUAUUAAAUCAGCUAACCUAUUUUAGCACUCUGAUAAAAGCUGCAUUGUUAAAAGAUUUCCAAAUGCUAUGAUAUAUUUGCUGAUGAACUUACUAUAUUUUGUUUUGUAUCUUUCAGUUGUCUUUAAAAGUGAAGUCCGGAGUGCACCUUUAAUUUCUGUAGAGGUGUGACUAAAUUGUACAGGGUGUCAUAUAGCUUCCAAUUUCAGUUGAAGGCAGCUUUCCUGUAUUCAGUAGCCUUGGAUCAAAAUCUGGUUUAUUAUCACUGAAAUAUGUCAUGAAAUUUGUUGUUUUGCAGCAGCAGUACAGUGCAAAUCUUAAAAUAUACAAUAAAUUACAAUAAGAAAUACGUAAAAACUAGCCUUGACGAGUACUACAGCAAUUACCCACUUGCAUCUACGAAUUCAUAGUGGUGCGGACAGCCCAGCACAAGUGUAGAUGUGAACUUCCCACUAUUCAGGAUCCUUACAAAGACAGGAGUGUAAAAAGGGCCCGAAGCAUUAUUGGGGAUCUGAGUCUCCCCAACCACAAACUGAUCCAGCUGCUACCAUCCGGGAAAUGGUACCACAGCAUUACAGCCAGGACCAACAGGCUCCGUGACAGCUUCUUCCACCAGGCUGCUUAAUUCACACUGAUGCAACUGUAUUUCUAUGUUGUAUUGACUAUCCUGUUGUGCAUAAUAUUUAUUAUAAAUCACUAUAAUUGCACAUUUAGAUGGAGAUGUAAAGAUUUUUACUCAUGUAUGUGAAGGAUGUGAGUAAUAAAGUGAAUUAAUUUCAAUGCAUUAGUCUUUGUUAGUUGAGACAUUGAGCUCAAGAGUCAAAAAGUUAUGUUGCAGCUUUAUGAGACUCUGGUUUGACUGCAUUCAACGUAUUGCAUUGAUUUUAGGAAGGAUGUUCAGGCUAUGGAGAGUGCAAGAGGUUUGCCAGGAUGAGGCAGCAUGUGUUGUAAGGAGAGAUUGGGCAAAGUAGGAUUUUUCCUGGAGUGGCACAGAGGCUGAGGGGAGCCCUGAUAGAAAUUUACAAAAUAGUGAGAGGCACAAACAGAGUGGACCACCAGAAUCUAUUUUCCCCCAGGGCUGAAAUAUCCAGCACUCGAGGGCAUGCACUUAAGGUGAGAGGGGGAAAGUUUAUUGAGGAACAGGUUAUUUGCACAGGCAGUGAUGGGUGUCUGAAAUGUGUUGCCAGGGGGUGGUAGUGGAAGCAGGUAAACUGGAGGUGUUUAAGAGGUUAUUAAAUUAAAUUGGUACAUGAAUAUCCAGAAUGGUGGGUGGGUAUGGACUAUGUGCAGGCAGAGAAGGGAUUAGGUGGCACUAUAUCCAGAAUCAGAAUCAAAAUCAGGUUUAUUAUCAUCAGCAUGUUUUGUGAAAUUUGUUAGCUUAGUAGCAGCAGUACUAUGCAAUGCAUGAUAAUAUAGAAAGAAAAAUACAUAAAUAAAUUGAUUACAGUAAGUAUAUC
Messenger RNA from Hypanus sabinus (Atlantic stingray), 5559 nucleotides. RefSeq names its product BCL2 interacting protein 1b (gene bnip1b). The record is from RefSeq and is a predicted model, not a curated record. NCBI's taxonomy places the organism in Eukaryota, Metazoa, Chordata, Chondrichthyes, Myliobatiformes, Dasyatidae. Gene Ontology annotation, cellular component: SNARE complex; endoplasmic reticulum. The coding region runs from base 19 to 708 and encodes 229 amino acids. Gene Ontology annotation, biological process: retrograde vesicle-mediated transport, Golgi to endoplasmic reticulum. The transcript has 6 exons. Gene Ontology annotation, molecular function: SNAP receptor activity.